AUGCUUCAAGAGAUCGGUGCAUGGCCUGUUUGGCAGCAAGCGCUUACAUUUUUAGUUGGAGGCUUGGCUCUUAUUGUAGGGAUCAAUGUGCUAGUGCAAGUGCUUGUACCUCGAAACAAGUCGCUGCCGCCCAUGGUGUUUCACUGGGUCCCUGUGGUCGGCUCGGCCAUCACAUACGGCAUGGACCCGUAUCGCUUCUUUUUCAACUGCCGCGAGAAAUAUGGCGAUGUUUUCACGUUCAAGCUGUUCGGUCGGAAUGUGACGGUUGCGCUGGGGCCCAAGGGAUCAAACCUCGUGUUUAACGGACGCUUAACGCAGGUAUCAGCAGAGGAAGCUUACACGUCCCUCACGACGCCUGUAUUUGGUAAGGGGGUCGUGUACGAUGUACCAAAUGCGGUUUUGAUGGAGCAGAAGCGCUUCGUCAAGUCAGGCCUGUCGAUGGAGAAUUUCCGCAUGUAUGUCACGCAGAUCGAGAGCGAGGUCAAGGACUUCAUCAACAACGAUGCCGCUUUCCUGCCUCUCCAAAAGGGUGCUACAUCCGUCACAGUGGACAUAUUCAAUGUGUUUAGCGAGAUUACAAUUCUUACUGCAAGCCGUACCCUUCAGGGCAAGGAAGUACGUGAGAGUCUUGACAAGACCUUUGCGAAACUGUAUCACGACCUUGACUCCGGCUUCACCCCUAUUAACUUCGUGAUUCCGAACCUGCCAUUGCCGAACAACUUCCGUCGAGACCGUGCUCAGCGUUUGAUGAGCGACUUCUACCUAGGCAUCAUCAAGAAGCGCCGUGAAGGCAACACGGAAGGCACUGAGCAUGACAUGAUCAGUGCUUUGAUGGAACAAUCCUAUAAGAAUGGACGCAACAUCAAUGACCGCGAGAUCGCGCAUAUGAUGAUUGCGUUGCUUAUGGCUGGUCAACACACGUCAAGCGCGACAGGUAGCUGGGCCAUGCUGCGCCUAGCGAGUCGCCCAGAGAUUAUCGAGGAACUCUAUGAGGAGCAGAAGCGCGUGUACAGUGAUGGUACGGGUGGGUUUGCUCCUCUUGACUACGAUAUCCAAAAAUCGAGUGUACCUGUGCUAGAUGCUGUGAUCCGUGAGACGCUGCGUCUGCACCCGCCGAUUCACAGCAUCAUGCGCAAAGUCAAGUCCGAUAUGGUCGUUCCGCCAACUUUGGCAGCGCCGAUCUCAAGCAAGGGAUCGCGUGAUGAGACGUAUGUGAUCCCUAAGGGUCACUAUGUGAUUGCAGCGCCCGGUGUGUCGCAGGUGGAUCCGAAGAUCUGGGAGGAUGCUAGUCGCUUUGAUCCUCACCGUUGGUUGGGUGACAAAGCCAAUGUGAUGAAUCAAACUGAUGAUGCACAGGAAGACUUUGGCUGGGGUAUGGUCAGCACAGGUGCGAAUAGUCCGUACUUGCCAUUCGGCGCUGGCCGCCACCGUUGCAUUGGUGAGCAGUUUGCGUAUCUUCAGCUUGGUACGAUCAUCUCAACAUUUGUUCGCGCGUUUGACUGGCGCUUGGAGACCAAGCUGCCGGCUCCCGACUACACGUCUAUGGUUGUACUGCCCACGCAGCCGGCCAAUUUGGUUUUCACACCGCGAAAGAACAAGGCUUGA
Molecule: messenger RNA, 1605 nt
Organism: Malassezia globosa CBS 7966
Lineage: Eukaryota; Fungi; Basidiomycota; Malasseziomycetes; Malasseziales; Malasseziaceae
Exons: 1
Coding region: 1-1605 (534 amino acids)
Molecular function (GO): heme binding; iron ion binding; monooxygenase activity
Source: RefSeq, a predicted model, not a curated record